AUGGUUGUAACCAAAGUAGCAUACCCGACGGACUCAAAGACAACUCCCACCAAUGCAGAACCUCGAGUUUCAUUUUUUCUGCCAGAUGAUCCAUCGUCUUCUCCCAGCUCUCCUAAUAAAGACAAUAACUCAUCAGCGCCGAGUUCUCCUAAUUCGCUGGCACCACCAUCAGAGAGGUAUCAGUCCCGUGGUUCGAUAUUUGAUCAGACCAACUGGCUGAAAAAGCGCGCAUCACAAAUCAUUUUGGAGGUCCCAGCAGCUCACUUGAGAAAAAUCAACGAAACAGAAUCAAUCAGUUCGAUAAAGCGGGAGUCCAAACAUUUUUCAGACAAUACAACUUUACAUGGUCCGAAACGUAUCUACUAUGGAAAAAAGUGCUCGUUUGUCUUCUGGAUAGUUAUGAUGUGUACGUCUAUGAUAUUAUUAGUUACCCAAGUAGUAACUCUUGGAUCGAUGUAUGCUAGUCAUCCUACCGUAUCGCAGGUGUCCUUCCUUAUCAAAGAUGAUGGGAUUGAAUUUCCGAUGAUCACAUUGUGUAAUUUCAAUCCCAUAAAGAAAUCCUACAUCAAACAUUUGAACAAAACGGGUGAUUUUACUGACGAUUUGCUCGACUAUCUCAUGGAGUUCUUGAUUGAUCCAAACACACUCUAUGGAACUGCUGAUAGAGAAACUUUGCAUGUAGGUCAAAAAGCCUUUGAGGUAUAUCAAUCGGCUCAUCCAAACUUUACCGUACGGGACUUCUUCAUGAAUGCUGGAUUUUCAUGUGAAGAAACAAUGAAGCUCUGUUCGUUUGGUGGGCGACAGUUUGUUUGCUGCCAGCACAUGAAUGCAAUAUUAACAAAUUUAGGAAAAUGUUACACAUUGGAUAUGCAAGGUUCCGGAAAGGACUGGAUGCAAAAGCAGUUGGAAGCCGGUGUUACCGCAGGGUUACAAAUCGUUCUAGAUGCACAUCUGGAGGAGCAGUUUGAUGGGACAGGAGAUGACCCGGAACCAAUAUUCUCGGAUGAUUUCGAAAAUGGUUUCCGCUACUUCGUGCACGCGCCCGAGACGAUACCGUAUCUCGUUUCUGAAGGAAUCAGUGUUUCGCCGAGUACGAGAGUAUACUCAGCAAUCUCAACGAAUACUUAUAUACUCCUGCCUGCUGAACGUUGGGGUAACUGCACAUCAAAAUGGCCGCGAGGAUUUCAUUCAAAGUUGCCCUAUUCAUCUGUAAAUUGUGAUUCCAUAUGCAAGGCAAUGUUUUUCAAGCAGAAAUGCGGUUGCAGCCCAUUUACAUAUGAUAUUGAACACUCUUUCACGAUGUGCACACCAUUUCAGACGGUCCGAUGCAUUGAUGAUCACAUAAGGAAGACUGUGAAGGAUGUUGAUUACUACGAUAUUCCAAGAUGCAAAGAAUGUCAAAUCGAAUGCGAUAGUAUUGUUUACCAUGCUUACAACUCCUACGGGCAUGGAUUCAGUAAUGGUGCAUUGACCUGGCUCAAUAAGAAAAACAAAUCAUGGAGCAUACCACAUAUGAAAUCAAAUUUUUUGACAGUAAAUGUGUUCUUCCGCGAUAUGUCCUACAUGGAAUAUGUACAAGUGCAAGGCACCACUCUUACCGAAACUCUUAGUGAUAUCGGUGGAAAUAUGGGAUUGUUCCUAGGAAUGAGCGUAAUUACUGUAGUCGAGAUUUUGAUGUAUUUUUCAAAGAUUGGUUGGAUUACAUUUUCAAGCAAGCGCAGACUUUACAUGUAUCGGAAAAAGGAACACGAAAAGGAACAUGAAAAACAACUGGAAGAAACUAUGAGCGGUUUUAAACUGUUCCGCAUUCGUAAGGAGGGAACAGAUAUGAGUCAUACAAGAGCACGAUUACGAGCACUCACCAACAAAGUGUCAUCCGCAGACGCGCCUGAGAAAAACUCUAUGUCAUCGGAAAGAGAAUGCGAAGCGUCGGAUCGGAGAUCACGGUUUAUGAACGCUAAUUCCGGAUCCUUCUACAGUGACAACCCGAGAAGAAAAAAUAGCGUUGUGGAACUAAAAAUCGAUCUCCGCGAUCUGAAAGAAAUGAAAGACGGCCAUAUGCAAAUAGAAGCCGAUUAUAGGAGUAGACCGAGAUCUUCCACAGCACCCCCUUCUUCGUUUAGAUUACUUUGGCAGUGCUUAGAAGCCGAUACAUCAGAAAAAAACGCUGAUGAUGAAGCUUUUGGGCUUUCGCAUUCAGUACCAAGAUUUUCACCAAAUGGUCCGAAUUAUUUACAACAUCGCAAUUUCCAAAUCAUCAGAGCUUCAACAAGGCCAUUCGAUCAUCCUCAGUGGCGAAGUGAUAUUCCACCAUUGUUUUGGCCUUAUGUGAAUAUCACUGCGGUAGAGCAACGCGAAGGAAGACGGAAAGCGAAUGAUAGUGACGUAGUCAGAGAUAAAGACGCCAGUGACUUCCCUGCUGAUGAUCAGAUUUCACCGAACUCAGUUCAAAAUGAUGGGAAGAAGAUCGUCAUUACCAUAACCGAAGAGGCAGGAAGGAAACUAUUACAGCACUGGGCUGACCAAGCGUUGUCUGGACUCAUGGCAGCCGUAGCAAAUAUUAAGCUCAGACAUGUUGGGUAUAAGGAAAAACUAGCACAUGAACGAUGCAAUAAAGGAGCUACAUCGAUGGUGGCUCACGCAAAUUGUGUGGUGGCUCUGCUGGAUGCGGAAAAGAAAUAUCAGUGGUUAAAGAAGUUUGAGAAGAAGAACAAUAGAGAACAACUCAAAACAAUGGGAGCGAGGAUGGCUAGAAUGUCCACAUUAAACCUUGGGAAGCACACGGAUUUUUCAUGGAAGAAACCCCCCAGAAGAGUUUGGCAGAAGCAACUAAAGGAGGACGACGAAAACUGGAUAGGCUCGUUCAAAAUGCGUACUAAACGUUCUACAAAACGAAUCAACAUGCGAGUCAAACCUAUCACAAAGAACAAAUAUGAUCUCUUAGGAGAGCGAGCUGAAUCUCCUCUGGGCAUGGUGGCAGAGCAUAUGCUUCGAGCAAUGAGAAGGCUGAAAAACAAGAAAGAUGACGAUAUCAAAUCAUGGGCACAAGUGGUUUCCGAAGUGCGUGAAGAGGGCAAAAAGAUGCAAAAAGAGAAGAAAGCUAAGCGAAUCCUCGACAGACGGCUAAGGACAUUCAUGAGAGUGUUGCAAAAAGAUGAAGGUGUAGAUUUAGCGAAGAAAAUGAAUAUGUUCGGUGAUAAAGAACUUUCACAUAUGAAGAAAAUGAUGUUAAAAAAUGGAGAUGAAGGAAAACGGAAGAUAAAAGAGGAAAUUUUGUUGCGAGCACCGAUUGAGCUGCUGAAACGAGGUGUGAAAAUAGGUAUGAUGCUGUCUGGAAAAAAUCUGACGAGCUUGGAUAAGAAGAAAAUCAAACUACUUUCUCCGAGACUCUUCCCAGUGGUUCCUGAAGAAAAGAAAAAGGACUCGGUCAGUCUUAUAUCACCUUCACUCUUUGCUUUGCACAAAGAUGGACAAGGUCUGGAAAAGCAAACAAGUCUGGGAGAGGCUUUGAAUCUCUUUGGAAAGAAGGAUUACUCGGCCUUGCUCAACUUUAUUAUCGAGGUUUCUGGUGUCUCUGACGCGGUGGACAAAAUGAAGAAGCAUAGGAGCAGGUACAGUUCUAUUCAAAGAGAUAGCCCUUUUGAUCCAAAUAAGGAACAACGUCUAUGGUUCACUAAGGAGAAUAUAACUGAGAUCUACGGUGAAAAAGAAACGAAAAAGGUGGAAUUAUUCGAAGAACUCCACAGAACCUACUCCGACGAACAGAAGCAGGUGCACUUGCUCUACGGCCGUGGGUCACCUUUUCAUGACCCCGAGAUCCACCGACGUCUCUCAACCAUAUCGACUACGGAUGUUCCUGCACUGCUCGACAGAACAAUUCGUGGAAUUGCUGCUGAGACCAUCAAGUUCAAGGUAUCGCGAAGAAAGGACAUUACGCUGUCGCCAAGCGUGUUUGCUCCGGUAAUCCUUAGUCCGAGUGUUUCUGAACCGUUCAUCUUGUUCCCGCUAUUGUUUGACCCUGUCAUAUUGUCACCAACCAUUCUCGGCGGUUUUAUACUUUCGCCAUGGGUUUUUGUGCCCACCAUCCUUUCUUCGAAGGUACUUUGUCCUACAAUAUUGUCCCCAUAUCUUCUGUCUCCUGUUAUUCUCAACCCAAUUGUUUUGGGCCCUACUGUCCUGAGCCCAGGCGUGCUUUCGCCCACAAUUCUUUCUCCUUUGGUAUUGUCGCCGGCCGUGCUUUCGCCUGCAGUUCGGAAUCCUAUGAUUUUGUCACCAUACGUUCUGAAUCCAUUUAUUCUCAAUCCCAGCGCUCUAUCACCUGUAAUUCUUUCACCCUUUGUUCUUUCUCCGGCUAUCUGUUCAUCGCCAUUCUUUUCCGCAACAGUUCUAUCACCACAUGCGCUUUCACCUUCAGUACAGUCACAAGGCUACGAGUCUGUUUCGAUUCUUUCUCCCAGUUGGCUCAGCUAG
Messenger RNA from Cylicocyclus nassatus, 4470 nucleotides. The record is from the annotation of a GenBank genome assembly. Lineage: Eukaryota; Metazoa; Nematoda; Chromadorea; Rhabditida; Strongylidae.